Molecule: messenger RNA, 1522 nt
Organism: Aaosphaeria arxii CBS 175.79
Lineage: Eukaryota; Fungi; Ascomycota; Dothideomycetes; Pleosporales
Product: mitochondrial GTPase-like protein
Exons: 1
Coding region: 278-1369 (363 amino acids)
Cellular component (GO): mitochondrion
Molecular function (GO): GTP binding; GTPase activity
Source: RefSeq, a predicted model, not a curated record
CUGGAUUGCUGUAAUUCGUGCAUAUGUUAAUAAGACAUCAUGGAAUACUAUCAAGUGCCUAAUAAGGAGUCAACAGUGGAGGUCUACCAUCAAAACCUUAAACCCAUUACGGUGGCUCCACUACCAUGGUCGCGGGUUGCCAAGCGUGCAUGACUCGCGUCUGCACGUCCCAUCAUCCAUGCAUCCGCCAAUUGUGGGCUCUCUGAUGCUUUUGUUUCUGCUUCAGCUUCUGGCCAAAAUUUAUAACUUUGACAAUGCAGCGUAAACUGAGCUCUCAAUGUCGUUCGUGCCGCGCGCCACAUUCCCUCCCCUCGGAUCCCUUCCGCGGUCCUACUUCCUGGGACACCACAAAGCUGGUCUACAGAAGAUGAAAACACUGCUAUCGACCAUUGACCUAGUCAUCGAAUGCCGCGACUACCGUGUACCAUUGACAUCCCGCAACCCCCUCUUCGAGAAGUCCCUCGAAGGCAAAGAGCGCGCCGUCCUCUACACCAAACGCGACCUAGGAGGCAACCCCCGCGACAACAACACCGAGAAAAUAGUCGCAGGAUGGCACGCACCCACGCCGACACUAUUCACCAGCUCCGGAGACGCUGGAAGGAAGAGCAUAGGACGGGUCCUGAAAUUCCUCAGGGAGCAUGCCCAAGGCAGGUGGAAGCUGGUGGGACAUAGAGUCAUGGUCGUCGGCAUGCCGAACGUCGGGAAGAGCACACUACUCAACGCACUGCGGGCGCAAGGACUGGGCAAAGGCAAAGCCGCUGUGACGGGCGCGCAGCCAGGCGUAACACGCAAGAUCAGCACGGGAGUGAAAAUCAUCCCGAGCGAAGACGACGUGGAGGGACAGGAGGGGGGAAACAAGUCAAAGGGCGUUGGGGGAGGCGUCUACCUGCUCGACACCCCCGGCGUCUUCAUCCCAUUCGUGCCGGACGCGGAGGCCAUGAUGAAGUUGGCGCUGUGCGGCAGCGUCAAGGACACCAUCAUCCCGCCCGUUAUGCUCGCGGACUACCUCCUCUACCAGAUCAACCGCGGCGCGAGUUUCCCAGCCAGGAAAGCCGAGCAUGGUCCACACGUGUACGGAGAGUACUCGCAGCCCACGAACGAGAUCAUGGAUCUGCUGGAGGCAAUUGCACGGAAGACGGGACGGCUGGGAAAGGGCGGGCAGGUGGACACCGAGGCCACGGCUCUGUGGAUGAUACAGAGGUGGCGCACGGGACAUCUCGGCCGGUUCAUCCUCGACGACGUCGACGAGCAGGCGCUCGAGAGGAGGAAGCUCGAGGAGGAGAAUUUGCCGCCCAGUAUGAGUCAAGCGAGGAAGGCGGAGACGGAGAGGAGGAGGGAACGUGGAAGGGCAAGGGGCCUGGCGAAGUGAUGAGAAUCGGAUGAAGGGUUAAUGUGCUCAUACUGCACAACCGCACAGACAGACGAACAAACGACUUUAGAAACUGUACACACGGCUUCUGAUCUCACGACUUCACGACCAAGGUUGACAAGGGUAAGCGAAGGCUCCAUAUGUUCGGACAUG